AAGAAUUUCUUUUCGAUCCUUUUGUUCAUCCCGCGCCAUACUCCAAUACUCCACAACACGCUUCGAUGGCGGUGCUCCGACGGCUACUGACGGCGGCUCGGUCAUGGGGUCCGAUGAUCACCUCUCCUAAAACCCUAGCUCCCUCAAGAACUCCCGUCGGCGACGUUCCUCUUAGUCCUCAUCUAUGGCGCCGUGUUUCUUCCAUUGUGCCUGAAAUCCAGCAGCCAAAGUUGGUGGAUUCUUCUUCUGGAUCGUAUUCUGUACUUCCAGCUAUUUUAGUUAGUUUGUUCGGAGCUGGAGCGCUACAAAUAGCUUAUGCAGAUGGUGAUGAGCAGGUUGCUUCAAAGCCCUCCCUGCCACCUCCAGUAGAAACCCCUUCAGGAUAUGUGGAUCUGGAGGAAACUGCAAAGAAAGAGCGACAAAAGAUUGAAGAAUUAAUAAAAACGAAAGGAAUGCACAAUGGAUCUUACCCCCGGUUCACUGUUGCUGUCAAGGGCCAAAAGGUCACCAUCAAAUUCCAAGUUCCUCCCCCUUGUGAAGUUUCAGAACUGAUUGCAAACCUUGUUUCACAACUUGGAGUAAAGGUUGAUGAGCGUGGUGGUGGUUCAGAUAUGUUAUUGCGUGCGUGGGACAGUUCAGUUGCUUGGCAGCUAACACUUAGUCCUCUAGAGAAUCAAAAGCAACCAGAAGGUCAUCAGGGUCAUUCGGUAGAAAACGAGAGGGACAAAGGAGAGCUAUGCAUCCUAAUUUUUCGUUCACUUAUCAGCUCUGAUAAAGCUGAAAUUGAGUUUAUAAAGCGUGGUAGCUUUAGUCCCAGAGAGCUUGAUGCAUUUGUAUCUGUUUUACAACUAGCUGGUGGAAAGUUGGGACAGAAUAAGACCUUGGAAAGAAGAACAAGGGAAGGUACUUCAAGGAUGCCAUCUCCAGAAAAAUCCAUUGCUAGUCUGGAGGCAAUGGGUGUGAGAAUAUAUGGACUUAAUGCACCCCAGAUGAAUUUUUCACAUGACGAGAUAUCAUGGGACAAUAUUGCCGGAUAUGAUCAGCAAAAACGAGAAGUAGAAGAUACAAUUUUGUUGGCUCUACGAAGUCCUGAAAUAUAUGAUAAUAUUGCUCGUGGAACUCGUCGCAAGUUUGAGUCAAAUCGACCUAGAGCCAUUCUCUUUGAAGGACCACCAGGUACAGGGAAGACAUCCUCUGCUCGUGUUAUUGCUACUCAAGCGGGUGUCCCAUUGCUAUAUGUUCCACUGGAGGUUGUCAUGUCAAAGUAUUAUGGUGAAAGUGAACGUUUGUUGGGACAAGUGUUCUCUCUUGCCAAUGAGCUCCCAAAUGGUGCUAUAAUAUUCUUAGAUGAGGUUGAUUCUUUUGCUGCUGCUCGUGAUGCUGAAAUGCAUGAAGCUACACGUCGGAUUUUGUCUGUGUUAUUGCGGCAGAUUGAUGGAUUUGAACAGGAUAAGAAAGUUGUCGUCAUUGCUGCAACAAAUCGAAAACAAGACCUUGAUCCUGCCUUAAUUAGUCGGUUUGAUUCAAUGAUCACUUUUGGCCUUCCUGAUGAACAAAACCGUCAGGAAAUAGCAGCUCAAUAUGCAAAGCACCUUACCAAACCUGAAUUAAUUGAAUUUGCUCAAGCUACUGAAGACAUGUCUGGGAGGGACAUAAGGGAUGUGUGCCAACAAGCAGAGAGGUCAUGGGCAUCAAAGAUAAUUCGGGGACAAGUAAGUAAAGAUGGAGAACAAUGGAGUCUCCCACCACUGCAAGAAUACAUCUACAGUGCCAUGAAUCGGCGGAAAUCUCUUCUUGAUGCUGUGAGCCAGAAAAACCAAAAUCCUAACCCCAAGACCAAGAAGCAGCAGCUAGAUUUUUGCUGAUUAAGGUUGAUAGAGCUCUCGUCGAUCAAGUAUGACCACUCAUGUCCAAUCUUUUGGUAUUUUUUGUAAUUAAUGUUACAUUUAUAUAUAGAGUAGAGUUAUUUUAUUAAGGAAAUAUGAAAAAAAAAAAAAAAUCAGAGUUUGAUUUUAUUGUUUUAUCAGCAAUCACAGCAACAGCAUUAGAUGAAAGCAUGCCAACCGCUUACGGAGGGUGGGUAAUACUGAUUUAUCAAUGUGUGUUUCCUAUUGGGUUAAUGGCACUAUAGGUAGCUUAGCUUUUUAAAGCGUUCAAAUUAACACUUGAAUUUAUUUUUUGCCCGUUAUGGUCCUUGUGUUUAGUGUCUUAAUGUUGCAUUGAAGGAUUGAAGCAAGCCAGGGAGAUGCAGUU
Rubroshorea leprosula is the source of this 2253-nucleotide messenger RNA. The record is from the annotation of a GenBank genome assembly. Lineage: Eukaryota; Viridiplantae; Streptophyta; Magnoliopsida; Malvales; Dipterocarpaceae.